AGCUCACUUGCUGCCUUAUUUUUAACUACUUAAGCUCCAGCGCUAGUUUCAUUAUUUACCGUCAUCACCUGGGGUGCGCUGCUUGCUGUCUGUCAAUUACUGCGCCAUGGAUCACACUCUCCUGUAGACACAGAGCACCGGAUCAAACGAGCCCUUCCACAGCGCCCUUUGGCUCUCUCUCCUCCUAUCCUCCCGGAGACCGCUCUCUCCUGCUGCUUCGUCUGUUUCGUCGCAAGUCGUGGGAGAAAUUAUCUCUCUGGCUCUCCCGGCGCUUCCACUCCCCGUCCUAACCGCCCGCUUCCUCCCUUUUUACACAUGGCUGCUGAACGAAGCCCAUAGACACACCUCUCUGGCAGUUUUCAGUUGCCACGUCGGGCGGCUCUCUUGCUCGCUAGAAAGGGCCAUAUCCCACCGCGGACUUUCAAUUGCUCACCAUGGGGCGCUUAAGAGUCCCGUCGUUUCUUUCCUCUCGUCCUGAUGGUCCCAAGGGUAAAACUGCUGCGGCAUCAGUGUCCUUCUCCACGCCAGAUCUUCCUGGAGCCCUAACCCAAGCACCCUCGAACAAGCCCCCAGCGGCCGGGGCUGGACCGGCUCCGGAUCAGGAGCAACAGACAUCUACCUCCCCGUUCAUGAGACGCACACGCAGGUUAAGCAGGCCUAUAGCCUCUCUCUGGGCUCAGAAGUCCGCACAGAGUGAGAAUGAUGACCGGAAUCAAAGCCAGAGCCAGAGCCAGAGUCAGAGCGAGAGCCAGACAGCUCCUUCCUCACCUCCAUAUGAUGCAGAGCCUCUCGUUGUCCCGGAGCUGGAGCCUGUCUUCGCCUACUUGAAUAAUCAGGCAAACAAGCUAUACCAAGAGGGAUAUUUCCUAAAGCUUAAUGAUUUGGAUACCCGUAUGCUUUUCAUUUUCCCUCCCCCCCCCAAUUAUAAGGGCCUGGUAAACUAAUUUCUCCUUAUAGAAGGGCGGGCAUGCCCUGAUAGGCAGUGGGUGGAGUGCUUUGGACAGUUGGUCGGAACAGUGCUUUCAAUUUGGAACGCAUCUGCGCUGGAUACGGCUGGGGGACAGGCAAAUGCAUCUCCCAGCUUCAUUAAUUUAGCUGAUGCUACUAUCAAAAUGGUGAGAUAUUACCUCCUAUUUUUCAACCGGGGAUGAACAGCUAACGGUCUAGUAGAUGGAAACACUCCCUACCAACAACGAAACGAAUCAGCCCCUACAAAAUGUUGUCAGCAUCAGUACGGCAGGGAAGAAUAGGUAUCUUCUCCACUUUGAUUCAUUGCAUUCUCUCACUCAAUGGACGGCCGCAAUGCGAUUGACUGUGUUCGAAAACUCACUUCUCCAUGAAUCUUACACCGGCGCCCUUAUUGCUGGUAAGGGCAAGUAUCUCAACGGAAUAAAACUUAUCCUUGAGAAGACAACUUUCAAAUAUGAGGACUGGGCCAGAGUUCGAUUUGGGGCUGGUACACCCUGGAGAAGAUGUUGGUGCGUCAUCUCUCCUCCGGGAGAGAAAGAGAUGCAACUGUACAACCGCUCUCUUAAGAAGAAAUCCGCGUACGAUCGAGCACCCACACCUCCCAAAGGGAACAUCAAAUUCUACGAGACAAGGAAAACUAGCAAGAAGGUAGCCCCCAUCGCGACCAUUUCCGAUGCUUACUCUGCGUAUGCCAUAUAUCCACAGGCCCGGCCCCUCGUAGACCAGUCCACGCUUGUUAAGGUCGAAGGUCUGGUCACUAUUGGAGAGAACACAUCGGAGGGCUUCGUCUUUGUGCUCCCGGAAAUGCACAAUGCCGUCUCCGGAUUCGAAACGAUGAUUCGCUGGUUAUUCCCAGCCUAUGAUGCUUUCCGUCUUUACGGGCGCCCUAAUCGUUUGCUGGCUGAUACUGUUAGCCCCAACAGCUUGAUGUUUGCUAUGCCUAGUAACAAGCGCAGGGGGUACCUUGAUAUCCUUGAUGUUUCCGCACUCAUUCAUACUCAGGGGAGCGAAAGCUGGAGCGCCCGAGAAUGGAGAAAGCAGUUGAAGGAUGCAACAUCACGUCGAAUGACGUCAAAUGCUGGCAGUAGUAGGACUAGCAGCGUAUCAGGCCAUCGUAGUGGGAAACGCAGCAGCCUACCUCAACGUACUGGCAACGUGCGUUUUGGUAGUGCGACAGUUGGGCCAAGGAAUGGCGAGCCUAAUAGCUCGUCUGAUACUGUGGCUUCGAACUCACCAACAAAACCUGGAAUAUCCCAUACCCGUUCAGAGUCUGAAAAUACUGGCCUUCCAUCAGCCCGCCGUGGCCGCCGCAGCCCGCCAUUUUUCGAGAACAAUAUCGGAGAAGACAUUCCAGAACACCCACCCACACCACCCCCAGAACUCCCCCAAACAGAUGGACCCUCCGAAGUUGAUGGAACAGAUAGCCGCAGCUCUCCUGACAGCGGCGCUUUCAUGGACAACAAUCGCCCUGUUGACCGUCUGGAAAUUAUGCAGAGCUUGGAGCCUAACCCGCCCCCGCAGGGUGUGCCAGUGUCACCUGCUUUCUCGCAUGAUCCUCGGGGAACGCCUCAGUUCAAACCCCAGCCAUCUCCAGAGAUUGGCCAUGCCGCGAACCGUAUGUCUGUUGGUACGCUAGAUCAGUUGGUGGAUAUGAAUAAGAAAAAUGGCAAAGCAAAUGGCCUUGCAGUGGCAGGUGCUACAGUUGCUUGGAAUGCAGCUAAGGAUAAUAGUAAGGAGACCGAUAUUGGAACGGGGCAACGAGCUGACCCCCGAGGUCCAACACUUAACCGCCUUAACAGCAUUGGUGCGUCUAGCUCAAAUUACUCUCAGGGGAGCCCUGUAACCCCCAGCGAUACUACAAGCAACGUAAACGUCGGAGUCAAUAUCAACACUACUGAUACACCAACUGAGGGACAGUUUCCGGUAAAGCAGCAGGAUGGCACUCAAAACCCACCAUUGCAUAAGCCAAUUGCUCGCAAACCUGUUGCGGCAGAAAUUCCUAUCGCGGAGACAGCGAGUGUGAGAACAGCGUCUACCCUGGGAAGCCUGAGAGAUAACAUCGAUAUGGAUGCUCUAGACAGAAUUAUACGGCGACCGCGCUCACCUUCUCCUCCUCCACCACCCCAGCCGAAGUAUACAUUUAAACAAGAGAAUGCUGUUCAAGAUGAUGCCAGCUCAAUUGUGGCUCCAUCAUACGCAAGCUCGCAUAAAUCUUCCGCAUCAGUCCGGUCCAUCCAGUCUGUUCAGAAACCGAGGAUGGGAAAGAUGAAAGUCGUCGGUAACGCUAUGCCAAAGACGGAUGAUCUUGUCAUAGGUGACGCUCGCUAUAAGCAUCCUGCUGUUACUCCUGUGGAAGUGAGCUCUGAUAUUCCAGAAGUCGACUUUGGGCCCACACAUACCUAUAGACCUACCGCAAGACGACCCAGCACAUCUGAUACUAUGCUACUUCUGUCUUCUUCUCAUCAACGUAACCCUUCUGAAGGUACCCUCGCAACAAGAGGUAGAAGACUUUCGACUGGUCGUCUACUUGAGCACCUCAACCAGGAAUCGAACGAGUCUCCAUCUCCACCACCGCCCACGCAGGAACGUGGACGCCGCCGCAGCGUUCUCUGGCAGCCAGGGAUGGUUCAAGACAGUGGCCCUAUUACCCCCGGCCCGACGAGUAUCUCAGCAGAACAGUUCGUUCACGACCGCGCUUCCAGAUCACAGAUUCAUCUUCCAGUAAUGCCAACUCGAGCUACACCCCCUCCACCCCGGCCGGCAUCAGGAGAUUGGUCUGCCUAUAUCCGCCACCAAUCAUCCGCUACUCAUCUUCCCCAGCGUCCACACUCUCGCGGCCCAAGCGUCAUGCUAGAUAUGCCAGCCCGCCCUUCUUCUCGCGGUGCAAAUACCAUACUUGACGUUCCCGCCCGGCCAUCUUCUCGUGGUGCCAGUGUCAUUCUUGGACCUCUUGAUGCUCCUGCUCGUCCUUCUUCGCGGGGCGCCAACCGAAUGCUAGCUCAACCAGAUAUUUCUGGUCAUCUCUCUGCUCGAGAGCAAGAGCAUGUAGCCCGUGUGACUGGAUCUUCGUUUCUUAACUUGAAUAAUAACCAGAGCCCACAAUUUGGAUCCGGACUUGUCAGUACUAUUGAUUCCCGGGAGCGUGAGAGGAAAGCUAUGAAGGAUGGUUUUAGUGGACAAACAGUACAGCAGGCCAUUGCCCAGAGACAGUACCAAGCACAAGCACAAGCACAGGCUCAGGCACAGGCCCAAGCUCAGUUCCAACUGCAGCAGCAAUUUCAGCAACCCUUGGGUACAUCCCCUGGAUAUGCUGCAUCCAUGCAAUUCCCAUAUCUCCCUCAGCAGCAAUCACAACAGCCACCACAGGCAGGCUAUUAUGCGCCACCUCAGGGGCAGCAAUGGCAGCCUCAGUACCAUGCAUAA
Trichophyton rubrum CBS 118892 is the source of this 4392-nucleotide messenger RNA. RefSeq lists its product as uncharacterized. Gene Ontology annotation, biological process: mRNA 3'-end processing. Gene Ontology annotation, molecular function: RNA polymerase II complex binding. The record is from RefSeq and is a predicted model, not a curated record. The coding region runs from base 1171 to 4392 and encodes 1073 amino acids. Gene Ontology annotation, cellular component: RNA polymerase II, holoenzyme. The transcript is spliced from 2 exons. Lineage: Eukaryota; Fungi; Ascomycota; Eurotiomycetes; Onygenales; Arthrodermataceae.